UACAAGAUUAAGAUAGUAGUAACUAACUCAUCAUGCACGACUUAUACGAGAAUAUUAAAAUUAAUCUGGUUACACUUACUAACAAUUUGUAAACACCUACUUCAGAAUAAUUUUAGUUAAGGCAAUGCCACUGUUAAAGAUGAGCUUCUUUCUGUCUUCGUUAUUGCAAUUGUUGUUAUUUAUUACUUUGUGCUCCACUUUGGCUUUGGAACAAGAUGAACUGACCACAACAAAUGAUUCUCUACAAUUUCUAUUGGAGAAACAUGAAAGUAAUUGUACCCCCUCUGCAAUCCUCGAAUUCCCGUCUGAUGGACUUACGAGGGAAGAUAGAAGAAACGGAUGGGUUUUCAUACAUUUUCUUCUAGCCUUUUACAGUAUAAUUCUCUUAUCAACUGUGUGCGAUGAUUACUUCGUUCCAGCCAUUCAGGCUCUGGUAAUAGAUCUCGACAUUCCUGAAGAUAUAGCAGGGGCAAGUUUUAUGGCUAUCACAAGUGCUAGCCCAGAGUUGUUCGUUAAUUUUGUAGGCACUUUUAUCACCCAAGGAGACAUAGGAGUAGGCACUGUUGUUGGGUCUAAUGUAUUUAAUGUUUUAGCAGUCCCAGCAUGUUGUCUUUUUUCUAACUUAACAUUUAAGUUAGAUUGGUAUUCAAUGACUCGCGAUUGCCUAGUUUAUGGAAUAUCAGUUUUAUUGUUAAUAACUACACUUUGGGAUGACAAAGUCCAAUGGUACGAGGCCCUAAUGUUUGUUUUGGUGUAUCUACUUUAUAUUUUGGUUAUGUACCAUAACAAGAAAAUGCAACAUUUCAUAAAACGAAAACGUAAAACAACCGCACCGAAAACAGUAGAAGAAGUAGAUUUACGAAUUGCAGAAACUUCUGUGAAACUAACUGAAGAAAUUGAAGUAAGCGAUGUGAAUAAUAUGAAGCUUACAAUUACCGAGGAGGUCAAUGUAAAAGAAAACAUUACAACAAACAAUCACGUUGAACCUGAACUUGAACAGGACAAUAAAGAAAACAGGAACAAUAACAGUUUUAUAGGAAUAUUUUGGAAACUUUUCACUUAUCCUAUUACGACCGUGUUUGAGUGGACGAUACCAGAUUGUAAAAAGGAACCAAGGGCAUACAUUUACGCAUUGGUUAUGUGUAUGGUUUGGAUAGGGGUGGGAUCAUAUCUACUUACUUGGUUCAUAACUGUUAUCGGUAAUAUAAUUAAUUAAUU
This is a messenger RNA of Agrilus planipennis (emerald ash borer), 1218 nucleotides long. RefSeq names its product sodium/potassium/calcium exchanger 4. The coding region runs from base 125 to 1216 and encodes 363 amino acids. Lineage: Eukaryota; Metazoa; Arthropoda; Insecta; Coleoptera; Buprestidae. Gene Ontology annotation, molecular function: calcium, potassium:sodium antiporter activity; calcium channel activity. Gene Ontology annotation, biological process: intracellular calcium ion homeostasis; calcium ion transmembrane transport. The transcript is spliced from 9 exons. Gene Ontology annotation, cellular component: membrane. The record is from RefSeq and is a predicted model, not a curated record.